Molecule: messenger RNA, 7470 nt
Organism: Lutzomyia longipalpis
Lineage: Eukaryota; Metazoa; Arthropoda; Insecta; Diptera; Psychodidae
Gene: milt
Product: trafficking kinesin-binding protein milt
Exons: 7
Coding region: 3028-6483 (1151 amino acids)
Source: RefSeq, a predicted model, not a curated record
GAGGGAGAAAUAAAUAAGAUAAAUAAAUAAAACUUGGAAUGGAACUCUUCAUUUUUACAACUAUUUGAGGGCAUGUUCUCCUUUUCACAAGCCCCAUCAUGCAAUAAUACAAAAUUCACAAAUUGUUUUGAUUGCACCUUCCGCGAAAAAAAUGCAGAGUUUUAAUUUUUGUAAAAGAAAAUGAUUUAUCUUUUGUUUGUUUCUCAUUGAACUUGAGGAAAGAGGAGUUUUUUUUUACUUUUUGAAGAGAAGAUUAUCGCGAGAGUGAACCACUUGAAAAGAAUUUAGUGACGCAAAUUCUCUUUCAUUUUAUUUUUAUUAUUAUUAUUUUGGAUCACACCAAAAAUAUUCGACACAUCUAGUUUAAACUAGUAGAAGAGAGUGAGAGUGAAAGGAAAAAAGAAAAUUAAAUAGAAGCUUUAAUGUAUUAGAAUUUUUCUCAGCACACAACGUUAUUCUUAGGAAGUACCACCUGCAGUUUCUCAGCGGAAUAUAAAAUUAGAACUUUUAUUGUAAAUUUAUAUCUCUACAAGACACUGUUUAACAUUUUAUUCUUUUAUGACUCAAAUUUGUUUCUUAAAUGCGAUUCACGCGAUGAUAUUUUGAGGAUUACAGAGAAGACUAACAUUUAAUUCUUGUUUGAUUUUGAAGAUAAAAGACAUUCUCCUUAUCUUUCUUAUCAAAGCUCUUGUUAGAGCUUAGAAUUUAUUUAUGACUUGUGUGCCAUUUUUUCAUUGCAUUUUCUAUUAUCAUUUUGUUAAUUCGCUUCUGCAAAUCAAAAUCAAUCUCUCGUUCAAAAUUUUUUUUUUAAUUCUCAAAAAAAAGAAAAUAAUGUCCAGCGACGUGUUGGUAAAUUUUUUUUAACAACUUUCUAUUUCAAAAAAAAAAUUCUUUGCUUAUUUUGUAAGAAAACAACACAAUGACACCUUUCUCAUUUGUUCAUUAGCGAGUGGGAGGAGCCAAAGGUGCAUUUAUAUUUUGAAUAUAACAUUUCACUUGAAUACCUCACGAAAUUCUCUUUUGUGAUCAAUUUCAAUAUAAUUUCAAUUAUUAUUUCUUCUUAAAUAUCUUUCAUGAAUACCUCUAGUAAUUCUUUUCAUACAUUACUGUAUACUAUGACCUACGCAAAAUGAAAGCUUUUAUGCUUUUACAAUAUUUUUUUCGUUCAUUCCUGGGUGGAAUGUUGAAAAUGUAUAAAAUGCGUCACGUAAGUUUCUCUAAAUAAACCAUUAACUUGGCGGCAAUCCAUUCUCAUUGCCAAAUUAUCACAAAAAAUUGCAAAAUUUUGCAUUUAGUGUUUUUUUUAUUUUGCGAAUAUAUUUCAAUUAGUAGAUGUCCCCUCGGCUUUUCGCACUGCAGGAGCGACUUUGUGUCACCAGAAAGAAACGAAAAAAAAAAGAUGAAUGAAUGGAGAUAUAUUGUUGCGCAAAGGGUUUCCUUUGCCAAGGAAGUAGGACAGGAGCUUUUUAGCGGGAGAGACAGAGAUGGAGAGAAAGGUCAUAGGUCAUUUGGGGAUUUUUAUUUUUACUACAUUUCCAAAAGAAAAUGCGGGUGUGUGAAUGUAGUAAUGGACCCAUCUAGUGCCGAUUCAGAGUGUUUGUCUGCUGACUUGAAUUCUUAUUUGGAAUUGUGCCAAUGUCCAGAGAAAACUUUUGGGAAGCUCAGCGAUUUUUUUUGGCUUUCUUACUGCGUUCUUUCGGUGCGCUAUCUUUACAAUUUUGAAGGUUUUAAACUUUAGAACAGGAUAUCAGUUGUAAUAAAAUUUUAUUGCAACUGCGAUCUUGAUUAUGCGGAUCCCGAUAUAGGUUCAUUUUUUGGGUGAUUUGUAUUGUAGAGGGAGAGAAAGGGGCGUACAAAUGUCGGUACGAUUUAUUUAUUGCUGCAUGUCCCAAAGCUAUUUAGCAGUGAUAAAAACUGCACGACGAUAAGAUUGUUUUUAUUUAUAUAAAAAAAGUCCCUGGAAAAUUAAUCCAUCAGAAUUUUCUUAAUUUUUUUCUGUGUCCGAAGAAAUUAUCACGUUUCAUUUCUUUCUAUCUGUAAGACAUAAAUAUAGGUAGCUACUCAAAUAUGGCUUUACAAUUUCAUCAAGUCAAAAAAAGAAUAUAAAUUUCGAUGAAAGACGACGAAAGCUGUAGCCGUACUAUGUGUUGGGUGUGAGAGGAGUUUUAAUGUUAGUGGAAAGAAGGGAAAAGAAAUAGAGGCGCGAUUAUCGAGUCUGAAAAUACAUUUUGUAGGCACUUGCGUUGUGGUGGUAGUAUUGACUGAACCGCUGUGAGUGCCGGACGUACGUAACAUGUUUGUUAAUAAUAUUUAAUAAUUAUUUAUAUAUAGAGAGAGUCCAGUGCUUUUUAUUUCAUUCUUCGCUCCUUCGUACACGCGUCUCCCGAGAGACUUUUAUGAGAAAUUCUUUCAACACAAAGUGCCAGGAAAAAUUUGGUAUAAAUUGAGGAAAAGUUUUAUAUGGGAAAAAGAGGUGCUACUCAGAAAAAAAAUAUGAUGUAGUGAAUCUUCUAUGAAGAUUUUUUUUAAAAGACAAAGGGUAUGAAAUGAGAAGUGUGAUAAAUGACAAAAUUUGUAUGUAAUACAAGUGUGAGAGAAAAGAAAACGAUAAAUUAUUAUUUUUGUGUAAUAUUUAUACACAAAAUUUACACCAAUAUAAGCUAUAACUGACGUGUCAAAAAGAAAUUUUUUGUAAUAUGAAAAUAUGUAAUUUUUCAACGUGAGUGCAAUAAUCGAGUUUUUCUUGUUUAAUUUGAAGUGAAUAAAAAAAGAAGUAGUAUAACAGAAAUAUGUAUAUAAAAUCUUGGAUCGUGAAUUGUUGAAUUUUUUUCGUCAAACGCGAGAAUAGUUUGAAAAUAAUUUUUGGUGGGAGUACACGUAUAAAGAACAUUGUCGUCGGGGGCUGCUGAUGAGUGUGAAGGGAAAAAAGGAUAACAAAGUGUGUGGGGAAAGUGUGCGCGUUUAAAAAUAGCUCCACGCAGUGAUGACGAAUUUGUGUGACCGAGUCAUUUGUAGAAGAAGAAAAGAAUGGCAAGCAAACGGACAGGAAAUGCCGUCAGCAAGGAAUUUGUGGAGGAGACUGCAACUGUAGUUGAUGCAUCCAUUAGUUCGCAUAUUGAUCGUGGUGGGAGUUGCAUUGGGGUGAGCAAUUGUGCGGAGAAUGACUACCGAGGUGGCUUAUUGAGUGACUACACGGAGAGAGGUGGUCAAAGACGCAACAAAGAACCACCAACGACAUCCAUUCCAUUUGAUUCAAGUGGUGGCUUUGGUAAUACCAUCAAAGUCCUCACGAAGAGUAUUUCUCGCGAUGUAGACAUCCCACCACCUACGACGUACCUUCACUCCAUAAGUGAGGAAUCAGAUAGUCAAGCAGAGGAUCUCACACCAAUUCCCACAGAAUUGGAAUUGGAACUUGAGGCCAUCGCGAGGAUUCGUGAGCUCAGCAAGGAGGAGGAUACCAAGAAUCAAUCACUUUGGGAUUUUCUCAGUAAUUUCUGUGCACACAGAGAUUCCGUGGAGAAGGUAGACAAUCCUGAGCAACAACAGCAGCAGCAUUUAAUCAGUGAUCAGUGUGAUAAAAAGGACUGUGAGGAUAUUCUGAAAACAGAUGGAGAAUAUUCUCAAGAUUAUUUAUACCACAUUGCCAAAGAGCCCACUGGAAAUCUCUAUCUUCGUGUUAUCAAGCAUUUACGGGACAAUAGAGUUCUUUCGGGUAACCGUGUUAGCCAAAUGAGCCGCACAUAUGACGAUAUUGAUGCCAUUACGGGUUUGCUGGAAGAAAAGCAAAAGGAUCUAGAGUUGACGGUGCACAUUGGUAAUCAAUUGCUUGCACAGAAUAAUCGCUUGGAGUCCCGUGUGACCGAAUUGGAGACCGAGGUGAAGGCAGCUAAUGAGAAUUUAGCACAACUUACACAUGAAUUGCAUCAAAAAAAUGAACUAUUGGCUGUCCUUACGAAUGAUGGGGAUGAGUGUGGAAGUGAAAAUGCAUCACCGUGUGCGGCAAAAUCCAUAAAUUUUGACUUGCUGCAGAAAAAAAUUCACACACUCGAAGAGGAAAAUCGUCAGUUGCGCAUGGAGACGGCGGAGAUUGCAAGGGAAUUUGAUGAGGCGGAAGAGCAAGAGAGGCGCCUUGUGGAGGACAUAACGAAGCAAUUGUCGAGCACAAAUACCCAAUUUGAGGGUGUUAAUCUCGAAUUGGAGCGCUACAAGGAGGAGAAUCGGUUGCAACAUGAGCAAAUUAUUAAUUUACAAGCACGCCUUGCUGAGGCUGAAAUGCGACUACAUCAGAUUACCACGGAGAAUGAGGAGCACGCAUCACUUUUGUGUAUAACGAAGGAGAAUCAGAAUCUUCUGGCUGGUGAAUUGGCAGAGUACAAAAUGCGCUACCAGGAGGUUCUGGCACUCCUCCAUGAGACACAGGAGCAACUCAAGAAGGUGCAAAAGCGUGGACAUCCAACUGUUCGGAGUUCCCUUAUUCCUGGCUUGGGAAUACCUCAGGUGGAUUCCCUGCAAUCGGAACUAAUGGAGUCAUCCCUGUAUUCAGAUAAUAGUCUUGAUUCAGGAAUUGCUUCCGAGCGUGGUGGUACAGCUGGUGGUACAACGCCAGUGUUUAAGAAAGUGUUUGAAACAGUAAAAUGCGCCUCAAAGGGUAGCCCAAGUCAAGAUACAUCAAGUACUGUUUCAAAUUUGGGUGCAAUGUCAAUAACAUCCCUCACGUCACAACCACGAAUGUCGUCAUUCGCGAGUGUGUCGACGGUACCAAAGACAAGUCGCUCAACAACGCUCAAUAAUCCCAUCUAUGCGGCCUAUCCGACGUAUGAUAGUUCAAUGGGUGCAAAAACUCAAUCACGUGAAAGUCUCAUUUCGGACUCGGAUGAGAGUUAUCCCGCCCCAUCGGGAGCUGGUGUUCCUGGUGUACCAGGUGCUAAAGAUCUGGAAGCAGCACUUAAACGUCUAACACCAUCUGAGGUGCUGGCAAGACGUGCAAUGCUUUCACAUGCACCAGCAGGUACGUACAGCUAUGAUGAAAUGGGUUCGGGUGUUCCGCUGGGCUAUCGGACACCGGAUAGUAUAAUGAGCACCGGAUCAUCGGGACUUUCACUGCAUCAUCCCACGUGGCGUAUCCCGGAAAAGUUGAAAAUUGUUAAACCCAUGGAAGGAUCCCAAACGCUACAUCAUUGGUCGAGAUUGGCAACACCCACACUCAGUGGUCUCCUAGAGGAUAGACCUGGUGUCAAAAUUCGCGGUGGAAGGGAACUCGAUGAACUUGGUUUGCAGACAUAUUCGCUAUCGGAUGUGGAGGAAGACGCCGAGGAGCAUCCUGGCAAGAGAUUCCAACCAUCAGGGUGUAUUUAUACAUUUACAAAUAGUACAGUAAUGCACCCGGAGGAUGGUACAUCGGUGAGCUUCAGUAUGCCACAGUCCCAGAUGACGUCUCAGGUGGCAUCGGAGUGCAAUUCACGGCAAUCAACAGCACCCCCAACGCCACGGCAUGGACUUUCACGGAGAAAUUCAUGUUCGACAUUCUCCGUGAAUUUGGGCUUGGCAUCCAUGCUCAAUGAACGUGGAAUAAAGGCAGUGACCCCGAGUGCCCUCAACACACCUGCUGGCCCCAAUUUCUCCCCCACAGUGACUCCUUGCAAUAGUCCAGAAGGAUCUCCAACGCGUUCAAUGUCACCAGAUCCGUCCUUUACGGGUUUCCUGUCGUCGGGUGCUGACAUACUGCGACGUAAACUCAUUGGGCAUGAUCCACAGCCAACGGUGGAGCGUCCAUCGAGGAUGAGUGCACACAAUAAAAUCACACUGUCACGCCUCGAACGACGUGCAUUGCGUUCAAUUAAGCUGCUUGAGAAGGUGGAAGGUCUUGGAUUGGAUAGUGUUGUUGGUGGUGGUACUGCACACGCUGUGCGUGGUAUAAGUCCCCUGGCAGUCCAUGGAACGGCAACAUCACUCUAUCAUUCACGAUCACGCAAUGCAAGCCCAAUGGCUCAGCUUACAAGCUUGAAGAAUUUGCCAGGGAGUAGUGGAAGCAGCAGCAUCAGCCAGAGGGAGGGUGUUGUGUUGAGCAAUGAUGCUAUUAAGGCGAUUCUCAUGAAGAAUUCAACAGCACGAGAUUCGGGUGAAGGGAGUAGCAGUGCGGGAACGUCGAGUGUUGAUGACACAAUGGGUGAUCGAUCGGAUGUGUCUGAUGGGGCAGGUACAAUGGGGGUACCAGCAAGACCGGGUACGGGUGCUAUUGAGACGCGUGUAAAGCAGAUGCAGCGUCAAAAGUCACGAAGAAGUCUCAUGAGUGCUGCUGGUGGGGGACAGAGGCCAGAUUUGGGGACAGUUGGCUCGUCAUCUGGGGCACGGAUGCGAAGAGAUUUGGGGAGUGUGGGGAAGAAGGAGCCAGUAGUGGCGGAAGAACAGAAACAAGCAGCUUCACAGGGUUUUGUCGGGACGAUCAGUUCGCUACUAUUUGGCCGGAAGGGUGGACUCCUGUAAUUUUAUGGGACGCGGCGACGAGUUUCUUUGAUCAUCGAAAUAUAUUGUUUAAAAUAGUGAGAAGGCGCAUAAAAUGCAAAAGAAAUUUUACAAUUAGCGCCAAAAAAAAGAAAGAAAAGUGCUUUAGAGACCUCCUCGUUAAAUUUUUUAUUUGCAAAAAUUUAAGAAAAAAAAACAGCGCAGUGUUGAAGAAUUAUAAAACCAAAAAAAGUAGAAAUCCACAAUGGAUAGAAAAUCUGUUGAAAAGAAUAAUAAACAAUUUAUAUUUGCAAUGCAGGAAGAGAUGGAAUGAAGAAGAGAAAAGAAUUAUUAAAAAGAAGAAAACAUAAUUCAUUACAUAACAAAGUGAAAAAAAGUAUAAUAGAAAGUAAGAAAAAAAGUUGUUAGUAAAGUCUUCAGAACAUGCAAAAAGCAAGUUCUGGCGACUUUAGAAUUUCUUCAAAAUAAUCUUUAUCAGGAUGAGAGAAAGAAUUAUUCGAAAGGACACAAGAAUCAGUUUUUUUUAAUUGUAGAAAAGGAUUUUUUUUUUGCUUCCCUUUCUCAAAUGAAUGUGAUUUAAAGAGAGAAAAAAAGAGAAAGAACUCUACUUUGAGCAAUGUUUUCUUUUUAAUUUAUAAAUGACUUUACAAUGACUGUAGUAUUUUCUUUUUUUUUUUUAGUAAAAUUAUUAUACAAUGACUUUAAUUUCUCCUUCAGCAAGAGAUUUUUUUGUGUAAAAAAAAAUUGUAAAAAAUAUUCCUCAGAAAAAUUUUUUUAAGAUGAAUUAAUAAUUGAGUGGACCGAAAUUGCGUUUAUUUAAAGAAAAAAAUUGUCGUCUUUUAUUUAUUAUAAAUAUUUUUGUAUAAUAUUGCUGAAAGGAGAAAUGUGUAUAAGGAAAUGAGCAAGAAAAGAGAGAGUUCUGAAGUUAUUUUGUGAGAAGAUAAAUAGACAUUGUAUGAAAUAUAUCGUUAUUUUGAAAUAAAUGAUAGCUUAAGUAAUAAAUCUAAA